AGAUUAAACCACUGUGAACUGCAAAUGAAUUUAAAUUUUCUGAAUGCGAUGCUUAACAACUGCACAAGACUCUCGGAACUGAAGUAAGUGGGAUGUAAAGAUUUGUGUUUUCGCUGAAUUUGACGUGCGAACUGCCUAUCACACAGAGGCUCAUUUUCCAUUUCUACGAAUUGUUGUUCUGAACAAUGGGGAACAGCAGAGCAUCUCCAUGGAGACAUGACUGCACAUGUAUUAUAGCAGAAGCACAGCCAAUCACUGCAGAAGUUGUGGUCCGUCAGACUCCGUCUGCAUAUUGGCUCAGAUCAGCCAUGAUGUGACCUUCGCUUAUGUUAGGUGAAAUGUCUUGUGUGAAAUGGUAGCAAAAGAAUAAAAUAUCACUGUAAAUAUAAAAUCAAUUCUUACACAAUGUUUAACUUAUUUUUUCUUUCUCAUUCAUAAUUUUAUUGAUUUUUUUUCCCCCCACCAGUAAAACAUAAUUGACAUAACAUACAGUAUAAAGCUUAAGAAAACCUACCCCCUUACAUCCCCCUCCCCCAAUAAUAUAGAACACAAUGGGGAAGAUAUUUGAAGUGUUGCUGGCAGCUUUGCACCUUUUUCUUUUUUUUUAUUAAAUCUGUCUGUUUUGUAUUUUGUUUUUUUGGGGGGUUUUUUGUUCCAUAAACAUAAUUUUUAAAUAUACACCAUUUUUUGAGACAUUUAUCAAUAUUUUCAUAAUUUGUUCUGAUAGAAAAGUGUUCUGUUUCACUUCUCUUUUUUCCACCACUCUAGACCACUUUUCCCACCACUCUAGAAAUGGAUAUUUCUGUGAGAAAUGGAGGAAUUUAUGUAGCGAAAAGUCAACACUUUUUAGACCACUUUAGAUACAAACAGAUAUAGAGACUGAAAAUCAAAAAUACUCUCCAGAAUACUUUGAUACAUCUACACCAAUUCACUCAUGGUUUUUAAUGUUAACAAGACAAUGUGAGAUCACUGUGAGAUCAAUGUAGAGUUGUCUUGCAAACACCUAAUUUCGACCAAAGUUACACCCUUUGUCAAGUUUUAUCAACCUGCUGGUUAUACAUUAGGAAAAGUAGUCCCUUCUUUUGUAUAUGUAUGUUUAAUUUUGCAAAAAAUAAUUAUUUGAGGGGAAAACGAAAACAAAACCGGCACACCAAGUGACAAAGCCGCUUAUUAUUUUAAUCUUUUCACAUUGUCUUACAGAAAUAUGGAGGACAACUAUUUAAAGAACUAUGGCACCCAAUUUAAUCGUUUUUGGCUAAGCUUUUCAAAUUAUUUCAUAUUGUUGGAUACAUUUUUAAGAUUACUUAAUAGUUUGAAAAAAGAAUAAAUAUAUAUAUAAUUCUUUAUUUUGGUGGGUAAAAGAGAAUAUCACAAAGGCAAUUGCAGAACAUCAGUUACGCAAUCAAAAUGGACAUAUAUGCAGUUGCACCCAAUUUUCAAUAAGAUAAUACAAAAGUACGAGUGAAAUCAAACGUAAUUGCUAGGAGCCCUUAAUUACAAUCAAAAUGGUAAUAUGGCAUAGUAAGAGGAUGAGUAAAAGGAUGGCUAAACAUAGGGCUCAGCAUGGGGAGGAAAGUAUCCCUAACCAAGGGGGCAGCUGGAGGUAAGAGGUCUGCAAUAUUGUUAAAGACAGUAUAAAGUACAUAGAACUAGCACCAAUAUGAGCCAAUACAAGAGAGUCAUAUAUGGCCCUUUUUCCCAUAUGCAGAACAAUUCCCAGCAUGGGAAUAACAAAGUUAUAGCAAUUUAAAAGUAACAUAUAUGAAAGAAAAACAAUCUGCAUUGACAUGGAUCAGGUUGUGGAACAAAUGAUACUACUCCUCUCAAGACCCUUAGAUUCUUAGUGGUAAGUCUUCCAAAGCCAGUAGAUGAGACCUACAGACUGUGAGAAAGACUUGCACUUCUUAUGGAGAUGUGAAUGCAUGAAACGUCCCAUCCCUUGACACUGACAAAGACCGUAGAGCAGGCCAGCUUCCUGUAAUUUCUUUGUGAUGGCACUCAAGGAACUUGAUCUUGGCGGGUCAUGAUAGAAGGUGAGGUUAUUGUCUUCGAGGACAUAUGUAGUCUUUACUUGUACUGCUGUCAUUAUGCAUUGCUUGUCUUGGAAUAUUUGACACCUGAGUAUGACAUUUCGAGUGACUGUUGUAGGUGCAUUUGGGUACUUACUCAUAUGAUGUACCCCAUCUAGAGCAAGAUUGGCAAGAUUAGGAGGAAGGAUGGAUGCUAUGAGGCGCCUCAUGUAGUGUGGGGGCUAGUCAAUGUUAAUUUCAUCCGGAAUGCCUCUAAAUGUUAUGUUCUUCUGUCUUCUUUGUUCCUCCAUCAUGUUUACUCUAAAUGUAAAUGUUUAAAAUGUGGAGAUUGUAACUGUCAUAUGGCUUCUUUCACAAAAGACAUACCAUGGUGGAGGUCAAUGAUGUCUUUCUCUGUGGCCUUUAGCCAGUCUGUCGCCACCUGCAUGUCUGCUUUUAUUAACCCCAGCUCUGCCUGGAACAAUUUCUGUAUAUCUAUUAGUAAGUUCUGAAUAUCCUGCUUUGUGGCUAUGUCUAGUGGAGUUGGCAUAGGUACUUCUCCAUGAAAAUCCUGAACAGACUAGGCAUGACGCCCUACCACAUUCCUGCCAUUUUAGCAGACGAGUGGUUUUGAAAAAGUGUACCAAUAUUUUGGUUAUCAGCCUGGGUCUUUGUAUGUGGCCUUUUUCAUCCCAUCUGUGCAGCUGGUAUGACAGUACUAGCCAGGAUUGCAAGUGAUGGUAGUUUUAUUCCACUAGGUUCUCCUCUUGCGGAACAUGUGGUUCUUUUAAGUUUUGAGGUGAGUUAGGCCCCAGAGAUUGAACGAUGCUUUUUGUGUGCUGGAGUUAAAAGGAACGACAUCUGGUCAGAGAUAAGCGUGUCAGCUAGUCGAGGAGUUGCAGACUAAAGCUAUUUGAGCUGCUCAUUAUGUUGUCUUGUCGGCAUCGGUGCCAGGCUCCGUCCCCUUUGAAAAAUAUUUUAAUAUUGUAACAUUUUGAUAUUUUUUUAUAUAAAUAUAUAUUUGAUAGAUAUUUUGUAAAAAAUUUUUUUUUAAAAGUUUAUCCAAAACUCCAAUACCUUAAAAAGUGUAUCCAAAUUUUUAAAUAAUUUUAAAAGCUUAUCCAAAAAUAUUAAAUCGGGGUCUAUAUGUGUGCUUUAAAUAAACAGUUAGGGUGGGUCUAAUCAAAACUAGCCUGCUACUAAUAUAGGACUUAAUUUAAUACGUUUUCCAAAUUAUUCCAAUCUGUUACAUUUACCUACAGAAAUCACCAUUAGAGUCUGGUAGAAUGUUUGUAGUUAAAUCAUUUGGAAACAGAUUGGAAGCAUUUAGAAAGUUUAUUAAAUCCAGGUCAUAGAUCGCUAUGAAACAAUGACUUGAUAUUGAGAUGUGUCCUCCUUAUCACGUGUUCACAGUUUAUCUAACAACUCGCUGGGUGAUGCUGGAAUCCGUGAUUUGGCAAAAGUGCUUCCGUCUCUUGUUGCCCUUCGGACACUUGAGUAAGUAACACAUGUAUUUAUGUCUUUUGCUAUUAUCUUUAAUGUCAACAUAUUCUGUAGUAAUGUAGAGCAAUAAAGCAUGCGUAGAGGACUAACAAACCCAAAACGGGUGUUGGGUGCAGUGUCCUAGGAUUCUCCAUUGUUUCUUAAUACAAUGCAAGUAGUGUGCCAUUUUACUAGAUAUACUGAUGGAAAAGGUUUAUUCCACCACUGUGAAUGUGGACUUUACAACGUUUUGACUCCAGCUUUGUCAUGCCAUAAAAAUAUCUUUAAAUAGGUUGAAACCUUACCAGAUGCGCCUUCACUGCACCGCAAUAAACUCUUUUUAUAACAGUAAGUCUGGUGCUGUAACUCUUAUUGUCCAUUUCUGUCAUUUUGUAAAGUGCAACGGGUCUGCCCAUGAAAAAAGUAGUUUACUUACAGUGCUGAGUGGGUCUCGUCGCGGCUGGCCCUGCUCACACUGUGCCUUGGCUGAGAUCAUCAAUCUUUUCCUCAUAGGAAAGCAUUGGGAGGCUAUUGAGUCUGUGCGGCAAAACACCACGCUGCACCAAUCAGCAUGUCCUAAUAGAGAUGCAUUGAACCAAUGCACCUCUAUGAGGAACAUUCAGCGCCUUCAUGCACAGCGUAGAAUAGCUCAAUGUCAGUGCUGCCCAUUUUGCGGUACUGACCCAGGAAUCACCCACAGUUAAUGGAACUCGCUAGCUUUCUGUAAAAUAUGUUCUAAAAUUAUUAAACUAUACGAGAUGGAGAACAUCUCAGUGACCCACACUGUCUUCUCAUUAGAAAACAAAAGUAUCCCAUGUUAUUCAGAUUAAAAGUGUGAUACCCAGAGCGCACAAUGAUUGUCAUUGGUAGGAGAGCAGCUAAGAACUGAUCUGAACCUCUAGAACUGAUUGUGCUAAUGCAUGCUUACAUGUUUUCAUGUUUUUUUAGGAUUGAAGGAGUAAGCAUGUCACAUGUUGGAGUGUCACAAAUUACAGAGAGCGUGGGAAACUGCAAUACAAUAAUAAAUAUCAAGUGAGUGGGCAUUAUGCAGUCCCUGUGAGUACCACUGUCUUUAAAACUAAGUUUAAUAUGGAAGGUGGUCUUUAUGGUUAGCAUCUAAAUAUUUUGGGGCAAAACAGAAUAUUUGUCUCCAUGUGUCUCAUUCCCUCCCUAGCACCUCCAUGUGUCUCAUUCCCUCCCUAGCCCCUCCAUGUGUCUCAUUCCCUCCCUAGCACCUCCAUGUGUCUCAUUCCCUCCCUAGCACCUCCAUGUGUCUCAUUCCCUCCCUAGCACCUCCAUGUGUCUCAUUCCCUCCCUAGCACCUCCAGGUGUCUCAUUCCCGCCCUGGCACCUCCAUGUGUCUCAUUCCCUCCCUAGCCCCUCCAUGUGUCUCAUUCCCUCCCUAGCACCUCCAUGUGUCUCAUUCCCUCCCUAGCACCUCCAUGUGUCUCAUUCCCUCCCUAGCACCUCCAGGUGUCUCAUUCCCGCCCUGGCACCUCCAUGUGUCUCAUUCCCUCCCUAGCCCCUCCAUGUGUCUCAUUCCCUCCCUAGCACCUCCAUGUGUCUCAUUCCCAAACAAACAGCCAACAUUUUUGCGGCACUUGGACACAGUACCGCGGCUCUCCGCGCAGCAGCCUGCGGGAGGCUCCAUCUGAAAUUCAUAGACGCUAGGAGCACACGCACCCGAAAGCCGGCUUCUUAAAGGAACAGAACACCUGUAAUAAUUUAAAAGGGCUAAUCACUUGUCAGCCAAUAUUAUGUGAGAGGUGGAUGCCUCUCCCUUAUAUAUUCUCAGUUAUACUGUGCUCUUUGGUGUGUACACUUUUGUUAUAAUCUGAUCCUUGACCUACCUGCCUGUUAUAUCGUUCCUGAACCUGCGCAGGAACGCAGAUUGUCUCAUUCCUAUUCGGUACCUUGCAUUUGGCUUACUACUGCCUCCUGGGCACCACCUGUCAAAAACUCCAAUACCAUGUGUGUUAUUCCAACUCCCUCAGACCCUCCAUGUGUGUCUUUCUCAUCCCUACCAGCCCGUCCAUUUCUGUCAUUCCCAAGCCCCCCCAGCCUCUCUGUGUGUCAUUCCAGCCCCUCCAUGUGUGUCAUUCCCAACCCCUACUCCCCUUGUGCACCAGUUCACUGGACCGCCAUACCAGGACUGACAGGAAGUGCUCUCUUAGUGAGCACUUCCUGUCAGACCGCUGGGCCAUGUGACACACAGGGCAGCAGCACAGCUCUCCACUCCUGCUGGUAACCCGCCAACUACGGGCCCCGGGCCGGUGCUGCACUGCGCAGACCCUGAAGUGAUGCCGGCGGCCCACGCUCGCAGGAAUCAUGGCUGCAGCUGGACCCUGUGGAGUGACUGGCUUAGUCGCAGAGGCGACCCCUGCGACCAUGGUAGGUAUGCCACUGAUAUGGAGUAGGAGGAACAAUUGAUGUGGUAAAACAAUGUAACACCCACCCUAGCAAAACCUGAUUGGAAGUGAUGGGUGUUGCAGUCCACCAUAUCUCCAUCAAUGCCCACAUGAGUUAAGGAGGGGGAAAGAUGUACAUUUUGCUGCUACAUUCUGUUCAUAGCACUGUAAUCUGUGCAAUAAUGACUGUGUUCGUCUGAAUGCAACACUAUUAUAGUAUCUUCAUAAAGAAAUGGUAAUUUUUAUUACUGUCUAUGUAAGGACCUGUGAUUGUCUAGAGUCUAUUCCAGGAGUACCCAAAAGAUAGAUCCCCAGAUAUUAUAGAACUACAACUUCCAUGAUGCUUUGCAUGCCUUUAGAAUGACAAAGCAUCAUGGAAGAUGUAGUUUUAAAGAUGUAGAGGAUCUACAUUUUAGGCACUCCUGGUCUAGACUCUAUACCAGUGCUUCUCAACCCUCUCCUCAAUACACACUUAACAGUCCAGGAUCUAGGGAUUACCCGGGGGUGUCUAAGGUUUUUAGAAAAAGAAAAAAAAGACCUUGGAGUCUAAUGUGUUUUUAGUUUUUUUUUUAUUUAAACACCGGGUAAUCCCUAAAACCUGGACUGUUAGGUGUGCCUUGUUGAGAGGGAUGAGGAGCUCUGCUCUAUUCCAUGAAUAAUCUGUUUUUGGAAUGGAAUGAUCAACUCAAUUAUUUACAGUAAUACUGCACACAAUUGCCAUUCCCGGACCUGCCAUGUUUGUAUUUAUUAGAGUUCAGACUAGCAGGUAUACCAUGGUUUCUUUAUUCACUUUUGUUCAUUGUUUUUUUUUAUCUUUUAGUUUUUCUCGCAAUGCUAUUGGAGAUGCGGGGGCACUUUCUAUGGCAAAGUUACUGGAGAAAAAACAGGAUUUUCAUUUAAUAAAGUAAGUUUAGCUGAUUGAAGUCUUCAUUUUUUUUUGUAUACACCUAUUGCACACAAGGCAAAAAGCAGGAUUUAAUGCUAAUCUAAUCAGGUUCAACUGAUGCAUUAAUAGAUCAUAACCAGGGUUAUCAAACUCUGGACCCACAGAUGUUGUUGAACUAUAACUCCAAUUAUUCCCUUUCAACCUAUUGCAUCCAUAGAAUCUUGGGAACUGUAGUCCACCAACAUCUGGGGGUCCAGAAUCCACAUUGACUGGUUACUUUCACACAUAUAUUCAAAAUGUUGCCUCAAUCCAAGGUCUACUAUUGAUGUAAAUGUUUUCUUCACAUUCAUAAGAGAAUUAUAUCAAAUAUACAUUUCCCCCGCUCACUGAACUGUUAUAUUCAAUAGUUUUCACGUUCAGCAAAUCUGAUUUUAAACCAUUAUUUGCAAAAUUCCUGGAAUUCGUGUCAACUCUGGCAAUAAGUGUACAUUCACUUAACGCAGACACAUCUUUGGAAUAUGUAAAUGUUUUUAUUCCCACGAUGAGAGAGAAAAAGUCAAUUUAUUAACAUUAUAUUUUCCAUAUAUGACAUCAUAUUGUUUGAUUCAAAAUGAAUAAAAAUUUUUAAAAAAACAAACACUUCCAGAUAAUACAAUAGUAGCUACUAACUACUUUAAAAAUAAAAUUCUAGUGAUGCUAGUUAUGUACUGAUGACCUGCUGUGAUGGGGAAUAAUUACUUUGCUUAGGGUACUGUAUACUUAAACGGCUACUCUAACCUUUUUAACAAACUUUUAUAAAACGUAUAAUGCUAUAUUGGGCAUUACUAACAAGGUCUCCCUCUUUAAAACACGAAAAAGAUAUUAAACUGACAUUAAAUCCAAUGCCGGUGGUAUCUUCUGGCCUAGCUCCGCAUGCCUCCAUCCGACAUCAUCCCUGUCCUCGAGUGGUCCAAUCAAAUUAGUCUCAUAGAGAAGCGCUCUUUUGUGCUGGGAUGGAAUACAGGCGGAAUGACGGAAGAAAGCAGCAUGGUGUUGGGGAUGCUGAGGGUGCAAUAGCUAUGAAAAAGGAUUGACAAGGUCUUAGUUAGGGGGUGCUUAUAGAAACUGAACUGUAGAGGCGUCAGGGGGCUAGAGGAAAGUGCAAUGACUCAGGGAGGGAGCACAUAGCUUGGUAAAAGUCACUAGUUAGGACUAGGAAUAAGCGGCAAAGGAUUUGGGAUGAUGGAGAGGAGUUCAGGGCUGAGGUCAGGGACAUGCAUGAGGUAGAAAACAGCAAGAACGGGGGAUGUAGAUAGCAAGGCAUGAACUGGAAAGGUCACGUUGAGAAGAAGCACACAAAUCAUUUAGUGUGAGAGUCAGGUAAUAGAGAGAAGCACAUGAAUUGGAAAACAGAAACUGAGUAGAGCGAGCCACAGGGACUGGAAAAUGGAAGAUCAGUGAUUUCGUUCCUAAUGAGAAACCAAGAACAGCCAUGCCUUUAGCAUACCUUCCAAGUGUCCCUAUUUAGGAGGGAAAGUCCCUAUUUUAGUACUUUCAUUUCUACCCUAAUGUUCCAUGUUGCUGGUGUGUCUGCGUGUCUAACAAAGUUCCACAGCAAUAAUACUCACAGUAAUGUGUUUUUAAACUACAAUAAAUGUGUUUAGAAAGUGUGUGUAAAUAUGAUACAUUGUUCUUGUUCUAAACUAUGUUUUAGUUGCAUAAAUUGCUAUUAGUAAGUCACACAAAAUAUCGCAUUACAGCCGUCCCCGGCCAUACCCCCACUCACACCCUCAAAAUGAAAUUGGCCCUUUUUGUCUAUUGAAAUUUUGUGAGGUAUGGUCUACAUAUACUCUAACCACUCAUCAUUUGGAUUCCUGCAUAUAACAAACAUAUAACAAACACUCUUAGCAUGUAUCUUAAACCCAGGACUUAGAAACAGUGAGUCACUACACAGUACAAAAGGGCUCACAAUCAAUAGCAUAUAGCGUAGAGGAUAUAUUUGUAAGCAUGCCGUUAUUUUCAUGCAAUGGAUUACAUAGGGGUAAAUUGUCUGUUACAAAAGACGCCCAUUUGGACAAAUUAAAGGAUCGUCAAUUGUAUGUAUGUAUGUGUAUGUCUGUCUGUCUGUCUGUAUAUGUAUGUAUGUCUGUCUGUAGGCAUGCAUGUAUGUCUAUGUAUGUAUGUAUGUAUGUCUGUCUGUGUGUGUAUGUAUGCCUGUCUCUGUAUGUAUAUAUGUAUGUCAUAUGUAUGUAUGUAUGUCUGUCUGUCUGUAUGUAUGUAUGUGUAUGUCUGUCUGUAUGCAUGUAUGUAUGCAUGUAUGUCUAUGUCUGUCUGUGUAUGUAUGUAUGUAUGUGUAUGUCUGUAUGUCUGUCUGUAGGCAUGCAUGUAUGUCUAUGUAUGUAUGUAUGUAUGUCUGUCUGUGUGUGUAUGUAUGCCUGUCUCUGUAUGUAUAUAUGUAUGUCUAUGUAUGUAUGUCUAUGUAUGUAUGUCUGUCUGUAUGUAUGUGUAUGUCUGUCUGUAUGCAUGUAUGUAUGCAUGUAUGUCUAUGUCUGUCUGUGUAUGUAUGUAUGUAUGUGUAUGUCUGUAUGUCUGUCUGUAGGCAUGCAUGUAUGUCUAUGUAUGUCUGUUUGUGUAUGUAUGUCUGUCUGUGUAUGUAUGUCUGUCUGUAGGCAUGCAUGUAUGUCUGUAUGCAUGUAUGUCUAUGUAUGUCUGUAUGUCUGUGUGUGUCUGUAUGUAUGUAUGUCUGUGUGUAUGUCUAUGUAUGUAUGUCUAUGUAUGUGUAUGUCUGUCUGUAUGUCUGUAUGCAUGUAUGUCUAUGUAUGUCAUGUAUGUAUGUCUGUAUGUCUGUCUGUAUGUAUGUGUAUGUCUGUAUGCAUGUCUGUCUGUAUGCAUGUCUGUCUGUAUGCAUGUAUGUCUAUGUCUGUCUGUAUGCAUUUAUGUCUGUAUGUCUGUGUAUGUAUGUAUGUAUGUCUAUGUAUGUAUAUCUGUAUGUCUGUCUGUAUGUAUGUAUGUGUAUGUCUGUAUGUCUGUAUGUCUGUCUGUAGGCAUGCAUGUAUGUCUAUGUAUGUAUGUAUGUCUGUCUGUAUGCAUGUCUGUCUGUAUGCAUGUAUGUCUAUGUAUGUAUGUAUGUCUGUAUGCAUGCAUGUCUGUGUGUCUGUAUGUAUGUCUGUGUGUAUGUCUAUGUUUGUCUGACUGCAUGCAUGUAUGUCUAUGUAUGUAUGUAUAUAUGUAUGUCUGUAUGUCAUUAUAUAUGUAUGUCUGUAUGUCAGUAUGAAUGUAUGCCUGCAUAUCAUUAUGAACGUAUGUCUGUGUGUAUGGAUGUCUGUAUGUCUGUCAGUAUGUCUGUAUAUAUGCAUGUAUGUCAGUCUGAAUGUAUGUAUGUAUGUCUGUAUGCCAUUAUGAAUGUAUGUGUGUAUGGAUGACAGUGUCUGUAUGUCUGUCAGUAUGUCUGUGUGUAUGUAUGUAUGUCGGUGUCGGUAUGUAUGUGUGUGUCUUUAUGUCCUCAUGCAUGUGUGUCUGUAUGUAUGUUAGUAUGUGUCUGUCUGUCACUAUGUAUGCCUGUGUGUAUGUCUCAGUAUGUAUGCCUAUAUGCGUGUAUGUCUGUUUCAGUAUGUGUGUCUGUUAGUAUGUAUCUCUGUCUUUUUGUAUCAGUGUGUGUGUUUGUGUCUGUGUGUGUAUUCCUGUGGGCGGAAUGUGGAGGCGGACACAGUGGGCGGUAUUUGGAGGCGGGCCCCAGGGGGCCCAGACCCUGAGCUGAGUUAGGGGCCCCAAAAUUUCUGGUGGCGGCCCUGGCUCCGCCAGGUUCCUCUCGGAAGGUCGGAGAGUUGCCAUGGCAAUGCUCAGAUCUCGCGAUAGUGAACUCUAGCCCCGCAGGCUAGAGUUCACUCACCACAUGACCACCAUGGAUGCCAGCAGCACAGUCCACCCUCCCUACAAAAGAUAAGAAGGGAGGGGGGCUAUUAACUAAAUGGUCCCCCCACCCCCCUUAGUCCCUCCAAACAAAUACACACACACACAGCACCCUUACACAUAUAUACACAGCACACACACUAACAGCACCCUCACACAUACAGCACCCUUACACACACAGCACACACACAACACCCUCACACAAAGCACACAGCACCCUUACACAUACACACACACAGCACACACACCCUAACAGCACCCUCACACGCACACACAUACACCACCCUCACACAUACAUACACACAGCCCACACACACACACACCACCCUUACACACACAGCACACACACACUAACAGCAACCCCCCCACACACAGCACCCUUACACAUACACGCAGCACACACACACACUAACAGCACCCUCACACAUACAUACACACAGCACACACACACUAACAGCACCCUCAGACACACAUACACACACCACCCUCACACAUACAUACACACAGCACACACCACCCUUAACACACAGCACACACACACUAACAGGAACCCCCACACACAGCACACUUACACAUACACACAGCACACACACACACACACACUAACAACACCCUUACACACACACACACCACCCUCACAAACACACACACAGCACCCAUAUACACACACACACACACACACACACACAGCAGUGUAUGUGUGUGUAUAUAUAUAUAUAUAUAUAUAUAUAUAUAUAUAUAUAUAUAUAUACACACACACACACACACACACACACACACACACACACAUACACGUGUGAGUUUGUGCUUUAGGGUGCACACCCUUAUGCAAUAGGCUGUGCACGCCUAUGGAUAGGCAUAAGGCUAUCCUAACUAUAAGAUAAGGCCAGGGACUAAUGAAAGUAUUUAGAAAAUUAGGCAGAGUAUAUGGGCCGAAUGGUUCUUAUCUGUCGUCACAUUCUAUGUUUCUAUUUUGAACCAAGAUGAAGUUGUUUUCAGUUUUAUCAUUGCAGCUCAAACUUUGCAAGUCCAUAACCAGCACUGUUUAGUGAAUAAGCCAUCUGUCUUUAGCAGAAAAACAUACUCAGUUGGCCCAUUUUGGCUACACAGACAGGCAUCACACAGGGCUAUUCACUAGAAAGAGUUCAAAGUGAAUUUCAAAGUUAAGAUCAAAAUAGCAGAAAAUUCUCAAUGUCCGCCAUGCUUUCACUUUACUCAAGCCUUUUAUUUGAAAUUCACUUUCAAUUCUCACUUUAGUAGAUAACCCUUUCAUACUUUGUGUGUUUAUUGUAUGCCCCUGCGAUAGCACUUCAGAAUGCGCUCUUAUAAACAAAAUAUAUUAAUAAGAAGCAAAGACUGAGAAAGUCCUGCUGAGGAAAUACAAACAUUUUUCUACUCGGUAAGUAAACUCCAUGACUACAGAGCCUGUUCGAAAACACAAGAUCACAGGUUCAAAUCCCGGCAGGGUCAACUCAGCCCUUCAUCCUUCCGAGGUCGAUAAAUGAGUACCAUCAAUUGGGUAAUAAAAUCUAUUACUAUUAUUCAGCUGCCAAUUCGGUUAAUUCUAAUAUGAAUGCUGAAAACCGCUUUGAGUCUCACUGGGAGAAAGGAACUAUAUAAAUACUAGUUAUUAUCAUAAUAUGAUAAUUAUCUUAAUUUUUAAAUUUGGGACAGAACUAUGUUAAUACAUUAUGGAAGAGGGUGACUAGCCUUUGCUUUCUAUGUUGGAUUACAACUCCCAUAAUUCUCUACCAGCCAACACAGCUGAAUGGCCAAGCCUGGUCGGCUUAUUAUAGGAUAUCUAAAGGGCAUUCUGUCAGUUUAUAAAUCAAUACUUAAUAUUUAUAAUUUUUUUUCUCUUUUUAGCUUGUCUCACUGUUUCUCCGUUACCUCGGAAGGAGGAAGACGUUUCAUAGAGGGUCUUUUACAUUGCACUGAAUUACGGGAGAUUCAGUAAGAAUAUUUUUUACAUACAUACAUUAUGUACUAAGAAGAUAGAGGGGUUUAUUCACUAAAUACCAAAUUCCAAAUGCACUGAAAUCUCAAUGAUAAAAUUCAGUCUAAAAUAGUCCAUUUGUGACUAUCGUUGACUUGGAGAAUUUUUCCAGAUCACCUAUUCUUGCCUAAAGUUUGCAAUUCAGAUUUUAAUUCACUAUAGUUUGGAGAUUAGUGAAUACAACCCUAUGGAAUCCUGUGUCUUGAGCUUAUUCACUAAAGUGUGAAUUGUCGUCAGUUCAAAGUGGCAAAUCUGUAUCUGCACAGUGUUCUGAUCUGAGGUCUGUAAAGAGGAAGACUCAGAGCAGCUAACUGAAGCAGUUAGAAAAUCCUCCGGCUCUCUGAUUGAUUCAUUAAUGGCUUAUAAAAGUGCUUAAUUAAUUAUUCAUAAAAGUGCUGAUUUCUCAUAAAAUUCGGCAAUUUUAUAAACUGUCAUUAUAAUGGGAUAAUUCUUGCCAGGAAAACAAACUUGAAAGCUUGGGUUGACACUGGACGUCUCCAUGCAUAGCGUGAGGACACCAGUGUCCGUGAGGUGACCAAAAGUCGCCUAUUAGCCAGGAAGUCCACCACUAAAGGUGGAGUUAACCCGAGCAGGUAAUUAUUGCAGUUUUUAAAAACUUCAAUAAUUACCUGCUCAGGGUUAAGGGACCUGGGACAGUGCACCCAGACCACUUCAAUGAACUUAAAGGACCACUAUAGUGCCAGGAAAACAUACUCGUUUUCCUGGCACUAUAGUGCCCUGAGGGUGCCCCCACCCUCAGGGACCCCCUCCCACCCGGCUCUGGAAGGGGGAAAGGGGUUAAAAACUUACCUUUUUCCAGCGCUGGGCGGAGAGCUCUCCUCCUCCUUCCUCCUCCCCCGGGCUGAAUGCGCACGCGCGGCAAGAGCUGCGCGCGCAUUCAGCCGGUCACAUAGGAAAGCAUUUACAAUGCUUUCCUAUGGACGCUGGCGUGCUCUCACUGUGAAAAUCACAGUGAGAAUCACGCAAGCGCCUCUAGUGGCUGUCAAUGAGACAGCCACUAGAGGGAAUAGGGGGAAGGCUUAACCCAUUAAUAAACAUAGCAGUUUCUCUGAAACUACUAUGUUUAUUAAAAAAUGGGUUAACCCUAGCUGGACCAGGCACCCAGACCACUUCAUUAAGCUGAAGUGGUCUGGGUGCCUAGAGUGGUCCUUUAAGUAGUCUAAGUGCCUCUAGGGUCCCUCUAAGUAACCCUGAAAGAAAGUCAGGUUUAUAUGCUUUAAAUCACAAUUGACAUAACAGAGACAAGAAAGAGCUAUGAAAAAAAAAAAAAAAAAAAUCUCAAAUUAUAUAGAACAAUGAGGGAGAUUAUUGACGUGUUGCAGACAGAUUUGCACCUUUUUUGGCAUUUGUUGUCAUGCUAGCUGUUCUAAAACAAGCUGUCUCCUUGCAAUGUAGGCACAAGUACACUCCUGGUAUCAUAGUCCAAGCUGUUGUGGUUAUGGUGGCUGGGGUAUUCCUUUAAAAUCUUCAUAUAGGAUUUAAUUAGGACUUCAGAAUAUUACUAAAUUUUGUGUUUUUAUUAUUCGAACCAUUGUAAUAGAAUAGACAAUAAUAUAGUUAUUACGUAAAUAAUGGCAUGAUUUGCUGCAGGUGACUGGUACUCAACCAUGUUCAUCCCAUAUUUAUCAGCCCUGCCGCCUGUAGAAUGUUACUGUAUUAGGGCACCAAAGAUAAAAACACGAUCACCUUAUAUAGAUUGUGCAUUUUCUACAAAGUUGGCAUGAGAGCUUAACAGGUCACUUUGUAACUGCAUUACACACAAUUAUCAUUUGACUACAUGGAAUAGAAUUCUGUGUUUUUAUAACAAUAUUCUUUAUAUCACACAGCUUGGAAUCUCUACAACUGGAUGAUGUAUCUCUUCAAAUACUGUGUCCAGGCUUCUCAAAUAUGCCAUCCUUAAAGACGAUAAUGUAAGAAACCUUUGCUCCUUUACUUAUGACAUUUGUAGUACUCUAGAUUCUAUAAUACAGAGUGAGGGUUGGAAAAUAUAUUUGACAGGGCUGUUUAAUAAUAUGUGAAAUGUUGAGAGUCCAAAAUUAAUUUAACAUUUUAGGUUUUAAUAUGUAAAUUAAUAAAGGUAGCUGAAUAGCCUUGUUGGUGUUUAUGAGACAAACAGACAGACAUUCCUAAACGUAUAGUGAAUUGAUAUAUAUUAACCAAUUCUAUAAGAAAUGCUAGGUAUUCAAAUCCUUACUUAAAAGGGACUUGAGUCAAUCCGCUCAAAGGGCUUAAUACAGGGGGGUAGAGCCAGCAGCCAUACUGACUGGACGUGUGUUGAUGGUGCUCUGAACAAGCAGGGGAAAAUAUCUGAUAUUGCUACCCAAUUUUCCAGCGAUACUUCCCCCAAAGUGUGUGCAUCCAAUACCUCAUAUGAUGGGAUGCAAAAACAAGAAAUAUAGGGCAGAUAAGCCUCUGACAAUCGCUGAUAUUGGCGAUCUUUUAUGGAGAUCGCGGAACCCCACGAGGCCUGACAUGGUGCCUCGCUUCGACGAGCCCUCCAGGUCAUCUAGUGAGUCAUCCCUUGUCGACUUGCAGGAGCAAAAGACACCUGUUGCAAAGCAGAGAGCUGACUUACCUCUAAUAAAAUCUGGCGAACCACCGGUGACAGAAGGUACUUUAAAGGCUCUCUUAGCUGAUCUCCGACGCAAUAUAGCCUCUGACAAUCAGUUUAAAGAGGAAAUCAAUGUGGUUUCGGUUCACCUCCAGGACGCUGAACUGCAAACUGCUGCCCACGAGGUCCACCUCACUAGCAUUGAACAAGAGCUGAUAGUAAUAAGAAGUGAACAGGCUACUAUGCAACACAGAAUGGCGGCUAUGGAGGACUGCAGGCGUUGGAAAAACGUGAAGAUUCAGGGCCUGGCAGAUUCUUCGGAGGCUACUCACCAUCCUUUUUUUGGCUAAACAAGCUAAGGCCGUGCGGCUGGAUGGCUGCUAUCGGCUUCUGGCACUGACAUCUGGCACCAUGGGAACCAGCAGCGAUGUUAUAGUCCAUUUCCAGAACAGGUCGGACAGGCAGGCUCUCAUGUCGGCGGUACAUCACAAGUCACCCUACCACUUCGAGGAGCAUGCACUAAACUUCUACCAAGAUCUGUCCAGAGCCACAAUGGUCUGGUUGAGGUCCAUGCGACCCUUAACUGCCGAGCUAAUAAAGCACCGGAUACCCUACAAAUGGGGCUCUCCCAGGAGUCUGCUGGUUCCCCACGAUACUGGGACUUUGAAAAUUACCGAUGCCUCUGAAGCGGCCGGAACUCUGAGGAUUCUGGGGCUGUCUACGCACACCAGAGAACAACAGCAGCCAGGAGCACCCCCGCAGCAUACAGCUUGGGAUCCUGCCAGGGUCCAUCUGUUCAUGUCUGCCGCCACUAAGUGGGUACACUCCCAUCCUAUGUCCUUACUACAACACAGGGCACAACGCCAACCUACCCAUCUGCAAUAUUUGACCCACCUUGCAAGCUCCUGUAGUGAAUGGUUGGCACUGUUUAACAGCUUAUAUAUUUUAUUACUUUUUUAUAUUUUUUAUUGCUAUUAAAAGCUUAAUCCUCAUGCCCAAACUGCUACUGCCAUGGCUAGGCACAAAUGUAUUGUGAUGUCUCAAACCUUGUUACUUAUUGUUCUCUACAUUGUGCACUACCAGUAAAAUUUUGUGGAUUUAGAAUAAAAAAUUUUUAUUUAUUUUUUAAAAAAGGGCUUAAUACAAUUUGGAAUGGAGUAAAGACAUGUUGGGGCUUCAUGACAAAUCCUGUUAUGUCGGAUUGAUUUCCUGGCUGCUAUCAAACUAUUUGUUUGAAUUUUAGUUUGGUAAAAUGCCCUACAGUGCAGCCCCUGGUAUAAUUGGGGAUUGACCGUAAUUGGGUGGUAGUAGUAAGUUGUUGUUAUUUUACUUCAGAAUUGAGAAAUUUGUUUACACAAUUAAAAACAGUGACCCAUAUCCGACUGCAUAUGAGGCAUUGUGGGGUCUCCCUGCGUUUCAGUUAUACUAUAUCUAUGGGGACUGGUAAGCGUGCCGGACGCUUUGUAAGUCUAUUUCUUGUCAUAUGUAAAUCGGAAGCAAUGUAUUUGUUGGGGAUGUGAUUCUAAGGUGUUCCCUCUAUGUGUUCCUUUGUCUGUGGAAUAAUAAAGUUGCAGCCUCACCUCUUCCUCAGUUGCAUGUUGAGCAGUGAAGUGUUAAACAUAUGUGUUGUGUUCCUCCAUUUUUGCUAUUCUACCCGCAGUAUGCAGAUUGCAACAGUUUUACGUAGAUUAUUUAUUUUGAAUUUUUAUUUCAUUCUUAAGGCUUAGCGAAAAUAGUAUCAAAUACAAUGGGCUCCGGCACCUAGCACAGCACCUUUGCACCUGCACCCUCAUCGAAGCCAUUGAGUAAGUUAAUUAUUCAUUUAUUUUUUAUUAUAAUGUUAAAGAGUGUCAAAACAAUCACUGUAUGCUAUCCUGUAUAUUAAUUAUAUUAACAUUAUUCCAUGAACUUUAUACUACUUUGCAUAUUAAGUUAUACAAAACAAUGUAACACACAGAGUUUAAUUCUCACUAUUUUGAAGUUAUAUGACAGUUUAUCUACAUGUCUGUCUGUCCGUCCAAUCAUCCAACAAUACGCUCGCUUCUCCCUCCCCAUCGAGCCUGUUUCAGAUAUUCACAACAGCAGAUCAGUAGCCAUAAAUCUAUAGCUUUCUACUUAUUUGGGCUAUUGAUCCCCCUUUCUCAAAAUCACACACAGUGUCCAUCUUAGUCCUACUCACUUCUAUAGACUGGCAUGCCUUCAAACGGCUAGCUACAAUUCCUGCCCAACAAGUAGAAAGCUUAAAGCACCGUUCCAGAUACCUAAACACUUUAGCUUCCUGAAAUCCUUUACACUGAUCAACCACAAAAUUAAAACCACUGACAGGGGAAGUGAUUGUAUUGUUACAGUGGCACUUGUCAAGGGGUGGGAUUUAUUAGGCAGCAAGUGAACAGUUCUUGAAUUUCAUGUGUUGGAAGCAGGAAAAAUGGGCAAGUGGAAAGAUCUGAGUGACUUUGACCAGGUCCAAAUAGUGAUAGCUAGAAGACUGGGACAAAGCAUCUCCAUAACGGCAAGUUUUGUGGGGUGUUCCCGGAAUGCAGUGGUUAGUACCUACCAAAAGUGGUGCAAGGAAGGACAAACAAUGAACUGUCAUCAGAGUCAUGGGCGCCCAAGGCUCAUUGAUUCACAUGGGGAGCAAAGAUCAGCCCGUCUGGUCCGAUCGCACAGAAAAGGUGUUGUAGCUCAAAUUGCUGGGAAACGUAAUGCUGGCCAUGAUAGAAAGAUGUAAGAACACACAAUAUAUCACAGUUUGUUGCAUAUGGAGCUGCAGACUGGUUAGAGUGCCCAUAAUUAGCCCUGUCCACUGCCAAAAGCACCUUCAAUGGGGACCUUCAGAACUGGACCUUGAAGCAUCGAAUAAAGGCUGCCUGGUUACACGAAUCACAUUUUCUUUUAGAUCAGGUGGCUGGCCGGGUACGUGUGUUUACCUGGGGAAGAGAUAGCAGCAGGAUGCACUAUGGAAAGAAGGAAGGCUGGCAGAGGCAGAGUUAUGCUCUACUUGGAAACCUUGGAUCAUGGCAUUCAUGUGGAUGUUACCUUGACACCAUCUACCUAAAUAUGGUUGCAGACGACAUACACCCCUUCAUAGAAAUGGUGUUCCCUGAUGGCAGUAGCUUCUUUCAUCAGGAUAAUGCACCCUGUCACACUGCAAAAAUUGCUCGAGGAAUGGUUUGUGGAACAUGACAAGGAGUUCAUGGUGUUUUCUUGGCCUCGAAAUUCCCCAGAUCUCAAUCCAAAUGAGUACCUGUGGAGGUUCUACGUUGAAACUUGCAGGACUUGAAGGAUCUGUUGCUAAUGUCUUGGUGCCAGAUACCACAGGACAUGUUCAAAGGUCUUGAGGAGUCCAGGAGCCUCAAUGAAUCAGAGCUGUUUUGGCAGCACAAGGGGCAUCUACACUAUAUUAGGCAGGUGGUGUUAUUGUUGUGGCUGAUCAGUGUAUAUGUGAAGCGUAUGCCCUUUUUUAAUAUCACAGAAAUUGGCACUUUUAUAAAUAAACUUGGGUACACACCCCCUGGCUGUCAAUCCAAGAAAAUUGGUCAUGCUACAUUGAGAUUGUUUAGCUCAGUGGAGCUGAACUCAAGAGGCAGGUAAUUAACCAAGCACUUGCAGCCCCUGCUGCCAGCCAGACAUAAAUUUCCUUUGCUUAUUAGGGGGAGCAUUUACCCUUUAAUCUCCUCCCCCAUCCACCUAUUGGAAUUUAAUUUCAUUUCACAGUGUUCACAAAUCCAGUAUCAAAAUGUCUCGUUAAAAUUGUAAUAUUGGUACUCUUGUCUUUGCAGCUUAAGUUCCAAUAGCAUUGAUAAUGCUGGUGUGGAAACAUUGUCUGGAGUGUUAUCCAAAUUUAAGAAUUUGAAGAAAAUCAUGUGAGUUCAUUGUUCUAUUUAAACAUGUAUUUGUGUUUUAGACAAGAUGUGAACAAUCUGAGCCACUCAAAAAGCUUGAUACACAAUAAAAAUGACCUAUAAAACCAUGAACUACCCUCCCCGUGUUAGAAUUCACAUUCUAUAUGUGUGCAGCUCAUUCACAAACCUGAGAAAACCAGAUAUUAAUCUGCUAAUAGAUUCAUAGUCUAGUAUGGACAUAUAACCUUAGUGAAACCCAUGUGGACUCCACAGAUGGGCUUUUUUACCAUACCUUGUUAGAGUAAAGGUCCGUGCAAGGAGGAAAGACGAGACGGGGGGAUAUGAUAGAAACAUUUAAAUACAUAAAGGGAAUCAACACAGUAAAGGAGGAGACUAUAUUUAAAAGAAGAAAAACUACCACAACAAGAGGACAUAGUCUUAAAUUAGAGGGGCAAAGGUUUAAAAAUAAUAUCAGGAAGUAAUACUUUACUGAGAGGGUAGUGGACACAUGGAAAAGCCUUCCAGCUGAAGUGGUAGAGGUUAACACAGUAAAAGGAGUUUAAGCAUGCGUGGGAUAGGCAUAAGGCUAUCCUAACUAUAAGAUAAGGCUAGGGACUAAUGAAAGUAUUUAGAAAAUUGGGCAGACUAGAUGGGCCGAAUGGUUCUUAUCUGCCGUCACAUUCUAUGUAAGCUCCAUGACAUUAACUUGUUAGUGUGCCUUGGCAUCUUGGAAGUCCGUCUAUUGGGCUCCAUACUGCUCAAGUUUUCAAACAAGGGAGAACUCUACUUCAAUUAGAACAAAUAGCACUUUAACCCCUGCAAAAAGGACACAACACAAAUUUAUUUUAAAAAAAAACUGUGAUAUAAAUACCAAAAUAUAUUGUAGAAUCCGAAUAAUACCAAUCCCUUUUCUAUCUAUUCUCUUUCCCUCCGUUAUCCUUUAUCAUACCGUUGUCUGCUUUUGUUUCUGUUUGCCUUGUUUCCCUCUAAUGCCUACAUGUAAAAGCCUUCCAGCUGAACCACUACUCCCUACCAUCGGGGAUAGGCAACCUUUGGCACUCCAGAUGCUGUGGACUACAUCCCCCAUAAUCCUCUUACAUCCAUAAUGCUGGCAAAUGAUGGGAGGUGUAGUCCAAAACACCUGGAGUGCAGAAGGUUGCCUAUGCCUGCGUCUAGUUAAACUCCAACUCCUGUUCUGUUACACUUUGGACCUACAGAACAUUGUGAGGACUGCAGCAGUCUGUGGUUCAAAGUACUGACACUAUGAUUUUAAUGUUAUAGUUUGUCUCAGAAUAAGAUCGGCCCAUCAGGAGCAAUGAAGCUUGAGGAAGCUAUCAGACAGUGUAAGCAACUGGAGAUGUUACAGUAAGUUGAUUGUUACCAUUUACCAACCGGCAAUGUAUGUUACACAUGAGCUAAGUGUUCAUUUUAAGCUAUUUUUCAAUUCUGAUGGUUUUUUAGAGCAACUAUAUGCCUAGGCUGAUUGAGGUGCAAAUUAUACUUGAGUACUGAAACAUUUUUACAUCUCUGCUGUUUUGGUGUAAAAUGUAAAAUUCUUUUGACAAGUCUACAUGAUUCCUAGCCUGCACUGUCUGAAAGGUUAUAUCCCUUCACCCUCAGUCACAGAUCAGGUAAUUUAUAUGUUUUCCCCGAUAAGUGGGAUCCAUAUAGCUGUCUGUCACACAGAGCCUCUUUAGGAUAGGAGGCACUUGAAAAAUGUGCACAUUGCAUUUCAAAUAAAAUGUCAAAUAAAUGGGCAUAGAUCUAUUUUUCUGUGCAUUUACACUCAUUCUGCCUGAUCCAAGCCUUAUCUAAGGACUACAUGGCAAAAAUAUAUAUAUAUUUUUUUUUAAAUAGAUUUAAUUUAAUUUUUUUUUAAAUAUCAUAAAUUAUUAUUUAAUAGUAUUUUAAUGUUUUUAUUUUUCAUUUAUUUUACAUAUUUUGCUAUCAGUUUACCAAAAGGGAUAGCAGCACAUUUCUACACAUACAAUAUUUUAUAUUAUUAUUUUUAGAUCUAUAGAGUAAGGACAGUGUUUUAUAUACUAAUGGAUAUGUGGUUCAUAUUCUAAUACUAAUAUUAUAAUAUGGCGUUACCUGUGCCACUACUUUCAUGUUCUGAGAGAGGCUGGAGAGAUUAGAAUUCUACGCUCUACCACACAAAGAAAUGCAUUCCAGGAUGCAGCAGUCACGAACAUGUAAUUUUAUGGAAAUAUAAUUUGUGCCUAUAAAUUAAUGCACAUGUUGCAGCCUUAGCGUGUGUUUAUUGGGGUUCCUGAUGACUAUUUCCUGAAUUGGUUUCCUGGUGACACUUUGUUAUAGUCUGUGUCACCGCUGGGCCGUUCGUGCAUCCCACACAUUUUCUAGCGGCUCGCCAGUGUCAGAUGCUGUUUAUUUCAUGGGUUCACAGUCCUAGGGCAUCUGAUGACAUCACUAAUGAGGAGUAUAUACAGACAGGCAGUGACAGGUUGCUAUGGCAACUUCCUUUUUAGCAGCAAGUGAAAAGAACAUUUUAUUUUGUUAGCUGUUAUUGCCAGAGCUAAUAUCCUGUGUGCUGACCUAUGCUAUUGCCAAGUGCAGACUGGAUUCCGUACUAGGCUGCUGUCGUUGUGACUUGGAGUUCCAUUAACCCUAAUGCUGCACAACGUCACAGCAUGAUGUGUAGUGUGUUGUUUAUCUGUUUUAUAGAAGGUUAGUCUGUGUAUUUUAUAUUCUACAUAUAACCGUAAGAUAAUCUACAUUAUAGACAGAGCAGUUUGGAUGUCAUCACUGUACGAAUCAGUGUUGGACCAAGACAUUUUGCUGCCUGCAUUUAAAACCCAAUUACUGCCCCCUCACCCAUGCUGCGUCAAAUACCAUCACACAUAGCUAACUCCUCACACAUAACUCACCAAUCACCACACAUAUAUAUUACUACUUCCAAACACAAAUGCACAUAUCUGUAACACACACAUACAUGCACACACACUCACUCACUCAUUCAUACAAACAUACACAGAAAUGCGUAUAUCGUGGAGCUUUUGCAGCUGAAUCUGCUGACCCCCCUUAAUGCGUGAUGUGCUGCCUCCCUUAAAGUCCUUAAACGUGCCAAUUAUUUUUUUUUAAAUACAAAAAGAAAAGUCCUAUGCUCACUCCCAUCACUUCUGGGCGGCAGCAACGACCACAGUACACAUCAGCUCCAAUACAUAUAGUAAAAACCAAAGGAAAAAAGUUGCCUGCGCUCUCUCCUUAAUAUUAUAUUUAAACAAAUGGAGGUCAUUUAGUUACUCCAAUGGCCAUGAGAGGAUAUGCCCACCUGCCAACGUCAAGGCAGUCGCCCCCUAGGCGGGUCCUACACUGACCAUUCACCUUGCUUCCGUGACCUUCUGGCAAAGAUAUCUCUAAUGAGACAGAAAGGGGUAUUUUUUAUAUACACCCUACAUACUUAUUAACCCUUAAUAGGGAACACAUGGGAUGCUGCCUCCCUUAAAGUCCUUAAAAGUGCCAAUUAUUUUUUUUAAACCAGCAAGGAAACAGUUUUAAACAAAUGUACAAAACAAAAUAAAGAGAGAUUUUGCAAAGACCAUUUAUUGGUGACAUCGUCACUGGGGUUCCCAGGCAGGUUGGAAGGGAAAAGUAAGUUUAACUUAUCUGAACCUGUCCCUCGCACAUCUUAUUCCAGCUGGUCCUUGUCUGAAGCACCAGAGGCCAAUGCACGAGAGUACAGCAUUGAGAUCUAUGGGAGAUCCCGCAAGAUCCUCCAUAUAGAAAGACAAUUCCCUGUAACCACCACUGGUGUCAGGCGUGGGAAAUAUACUGAGACAAAGUAGUUCCUCUUUUUUCUCUGUAUAUUUGUUUAUUGGGUUGGAAUUUCAGUGAAAUUUUAACACAGUCUAUAUAAGUAUUUCAUAAAGAUUCUAUCCUAACAAAAUACAAAUUAUUUGGGGGAGAGCGUUGUGCUACUUUUACUUACUAUGAACUUUGUUUGAUUGCAUUGUUGACCACGCCUCUCAGCUAGGGGAGUUUCUCCGUCCUCCCCCACUGCCCUCUUACCCACACAUCUCAGUUUCAGACCAGUCCACUAAUGACAGAAACAGGGUAUCAUUAAGCAGCUCUGCAUGAUGAGACUCCCUCUCUUCGCUCCCUGUCAGGAUGUUGUUGGUGAAGACAUUUUCCAAUUGCGCAUGUGUAAAUCUGUUAGGCAUGCACAAUGCACUUUUCCAGCAUUCCUAGGGAUAAGCCACUGGUUUGUUAGAUCAGUGUCCACCCUGGAGUUGGUGUGGAAAGCAUGAGAAAGAAGCAGGUACGUAUGGGAGGGGGAAAAAUCAUUACCUGCUUUUUUUUUCCCAACCUCCAGAGUGAGGGAACUGUCUUAUUUAAAACAGAAUCUUUUAAAUACGAAAGUUGUAUCCAUGUGAUUCAAAGUAAUACAUGACCCUUUAACUCUCAUUCUCCAUCCAUCUUUUGGAAGAAAUGCUUUUCAGCUAAGACGGACAAUUCAAAGGCAUUUUUUAAUUUUAUUUAAACUCUUAUUUUAGAGACAGUCACGUCAACCUUUACAGAAGGUGUCGUCAUCACAUAAAACAUAAUGUUUGCAAAUACCUUUUAAUCUAUGCCAAAACCAAUCGAUCUAUCUAUCAAUCCCUUGAAUAAGAAUUCACUGGUAAACAACUCCUGGAUGGAUUGAUACGUUCGAGUGAAGAUUAAGAAGGUAUUUGACUUGAUCGUCCCAGCUGAAAAAGUAUUUUUACAGACGUCUGGUUUACAUUCACUGUUAUUAUUCUCAAUGCAUAAUUCAAGAACAAUAACAAUAAUGUAUUCUGCAUGUGCAAAUCACAUGCUCUUUGUGUUGCUGAUUCUUAUAUUUUCUGAUUAUGCUUGAUUAAUUGUGAAAAAAAAGUAAUUAAUUGUGAAGAAAGAUUUUAAUUCUGUAUGGGAUUACGCUUGACUAAUUAUGAAGAAAUAUUUGCCUUUGCCUCUUUGACCCUAACUUUACACUACAUCUCCAGCCUGCAAUCCUGCAGCUUGCCAGAAAACCAUGGAUAUGCUGUUGUUCAGGCUUUGGUCCUCUGUCAAGAGAUUGAAGACAUCAGGUAAAUGUAUCAAAAUGUCUUAUUGAAUUAUACUGCAUUAAAUACUGCCCCGGAGGAUAAUUCUCAGUGCCUGUCCUUAAAUAACCAGCAUGUGUAUCCGUGUUAUACAAAUGGCUGUGUCUCUGGCAUGUGAAGUGCAGGAAUAGACUCGGUCUCUCUAAUCUCUCAUUAGCCAUGACUGAGCAAGUUUGUGUCAAUAGAAAAGAUGACUCAAUUCUUCUUCUAUGACCAUCGGGGCAAGACAAAGCACUUGGUGAAGAUUGUCCCUUCUUACAUGCAUUAUAUCGAAGAGCAGAGUUAUAGAAGGUGUUUACUUGGCUGUAAAGAAAGCUAUCUGGUUCAUCACAUACAAUUACCAGAUGUUACUAUUAACAUGACGUAAAGUCAUGAUUUUAUUAAAGACACAGAGGCUCAUAUUAUGCUUUUCUUUUUCUUUCAAUUCUUCAGCAGCAAAGAAAGAAUUGUAUAUCAUUAAUAAGAAACCAAAAAAAAUUGAUAACCUUAGCAAUGGAUAACCAUAAUUUUGCUGGAAGCAAUAAGGACAUCCCUCAGCACAUAUUCACCCAUGUGACCCCGAGAUACUCCUCUUUCUUGAUGAUACCAUCAAAAAUACUCAUGCAAACGUAAACAUUAAUAACAAUAAUGCAUGGUGAAGACAGAAGACAAAGGCCAAAGAUGAUAAUAAGGAGAGUCAAGGAGAAGUCAAUUACUCAGCUGAAUAAAACAGGGUUAUUGGUAUCAGAAACAGGACCUCAAGCUAAAACAAAAUAAACAUAUCACUAAUGGAGUGAGAGAGAUUAUCUGACAUCACUGCCAUGGAGAUAUAUCCCCUGUGUGACCGAUUUGGCCAUUAUGGCGUCGAGUAGUUAAUAGUAUUCAUUUAUUCCUGUGAGGCCAGUUUAUCCGCAGAGAGCAAAGAUUGGGCAAGGGGUAAGGGAGGCUUAGCAGAGCUAAUAGAAAGUCCAGCAGUGGACAUCUUCUGGCCAAAAGAGGAUUGCAUAAUACAGGGUAUGCAGACGAAACAAAAACUGACAGGAUUAAACAUUAAGUGUAGGGUUCAUGCCCAGCAGAAAGGGCAAUAUCAGGUAAUGGGCAGAAAGCAGAGGUGAACAAUAAUAGAUUUUGAUAUGCCUGCCCUUAACCAAUCCACAAGUGAGUAGACGGGUUAAGGAAAAAACAAGUAGUGAUCAGGCACUCACAAGUAGCCAGCAUAGAUAACCAAAUUGCACAGCCAGUAUAAAGCAUGGGCUAGCUCACCGAGCGUUCUCUCAGGAAUGGUUUGAGGGGGACUUAGGCAAGCUAACUAGCUACAAGAGCAGCCAAUCAGGAUGCUUGCAUGCUAGAACGAGCGUCACGAGGAGAGGGAGAAGCGCAGAAAAACUGGUCACCAAAACAAUGUGUUACAGAAUGCACAUGAACGAGUGGCUCGAUCAAUGCGCCUAUUUUGAAAGGACUGGCAAGCAGGGUCAGAGUAGUGCAUGCAGGGGAAAGGAAACAGAAUAAAACUAACAAAAUCUGGUUACAAAAAAAAUGAGGCACAAAGUUGACAGAGCCAGAUGUAAGGUACUUACCUGAGGGGCAGCACCAUAAGAAAGUAAAGUGGCUUAGGGUCACAUGGGGGAAUAUGUGCAAUGGAAUGUCCUUAUUGCUUUCUAUAAUAGUAUGUUGUUUUUUUAUUGCUUAUUAAUUAUAUACAAUUCUUUCUUUUCUGCUGAGGAAAUAAAAGAAAGUAAUAUGCAUAAGAUGAGCCAAUGUGUCUUUCAUAAAACAGUUUUUGUCAUCCAUACACAAUAUACAUUGUGGUAGCAGAUUAGCAAGAAAAGGCAUUAAUCAAAAUGAAAAGCGUUUUUGAUUAAUUGGCUCUACCUCUGUGCAUGACCUCAUCAUAUAAUUAUGUAUCCAAGUGAAUUAUUCUACCAUGUGGUAGGUCAUUGCUAUACAACAGUGAUGACAUUCAAACUGUGCAGACCUCUGCUCACUUUUUUAUUUUUCAAUAAAGCAAAUUUAUUCCACUGCUCUGUACAGCAAUCCCAAGUAAGUACCAAAGCUUAGCCAUCUCUGCUAUAUGGGCUUGGCAGAUGGAGGCUGCUGGGGCACUCACUGUGACAUCAUAUGUCCCUGCAUCCUGCAUCAGUAUGACAUGUGCAGCAUUCACAAAAAUCUCUGCACACCUCAAUGAUUAAUUCUGUUUCCCAAGGCUCCAUUAACACCAAUGGCUCAUUUCGACCCACAGCUACUUGCAAACACCUCAAUAUCAUACAGACUCUUAAUAGGCUGGCAAUCAGCCCCAGAUAUUGCAGACUCAGUGAAAAAUUGUAGAAAAACAGUUUAGCCAUGGGGACCAGACAGGUUAUGGGCCACCAGCACAAGCACACACCUGCACAGUGCUAGGCUAAUGCCCAGCACAAUUCCUGUUUGCUGCCCCACUUCUACAGUACUUUGCUAAAGGCAUCCCAUUGCAAAUUCAGUUGCUUUAAUCGGUAAAAAAAUGGUGCUUAGAGGCUGCAGCCUACUGAGCCUGUACACUAGUAGCCUGGGGGCAAUUGUCAGCUUUGCCAACCCACCCAUGUUUACAACUGGUGGAUAAAACACAAAAAAAAUUAUUUAAGCUUUCUGGAUAUAGGUUUUUGCAAUUAUUCUAGCACAUGUAUAGAUGUAUGCUAUAAUGUCAUUUUGUAAAUUAGCACUUUACAGAGUGAGAGUGUUCCUUUAAAUUCAGAAAUCCACACUGUUGCAUUCAUCUCUAUUCUGGAACUGCAUACCUCCAUCUCACUGGGCGGCUCAAUGUUAAUCAUCAUUAACCCCUUAAGGACACAUGACGUGUGACAUGUCAUGAUUCCCUUUUAUUCCAGAAGUUUGGUCCUUAACGGGGUUAAAUGUUACCUUUUUUGCCAUUGAACAUAGUUAUUUGAAGAUGUUAAACAGAUUUUUUUUCUCCUUAUUUGUAUUAUGUACCCUGGCUGUGCUUGAACCUUAACUGGAAUGUGAUAUCAUUGCAUAAUGCCACAGAAUAUUUUAGAAGUGAUGGUUACUCUUUAAAAAAUGAAAAUGACAAUUGGUUCAGUACUCUAGUCAGCAUCUCUUUUACGCCUCAUCUGUGCCUUUCUUUUUCUCUAUCGAAGUUUGGCGGUUAACACCCUAGGUGAAAGGAGUUUACUGAAACUAGCAGAAGAACUUCAUCAUUUUCACCGCCUAAGGAAGAUUGAGUGAGUGAUAUAUCUUUUUUUAUUCAUUUUGAAUUGUCCAGCCUCCAUAUUCUUCUCUAAGCAGGAGAAGUGUGUUAGUGUUAGAAUGUUGCUCUGCUCACCCUCUGGCUGGUUACUCCACAAACACAGAAGUCAAUUUCCUGACAGUUGCACCCCCAUUAUAAAGUUCCAUAAAAGUUUGCCCUUCUGUAUUUUUCUUGGAACUGCCCUCUUCCCAUCCGAAAGUUGGAAAUCUCUCACCAAAGGAAUAAGCAUUUCCAGCUUCUGAAAGCUGCCUCUUUAACUAUCCACAAUAAAACAGUGACAAUGAAAAUGUGGAACAUAAACAAAAACAAAAAAAAGUUAAGGGGAAGAUAUUUUUCAACCAAACAAAAAAAUUAAUUCAGUAAAAAAAUUAUCGGGAUUUUUAUACUGAAACUAAAGGGGGCUGAGGGGCCACUUCUGCCUGGCUCCAGAACCACUGUUGAGAGCUCCGUGUUGCCCCUCCCACCCCUAAACUUGCUCAGAUCAUUGCCUUGAACAAUCUGCAUUCAAUUCAUAUAAUGAACGUCACAGCAUCACUCGCUAUCUCAGAGCUAUGGCCAACAAGAACACAGAGCUUGGUACUCGAGAGGGACUAUGUUCUCAUGGUCUUACAAAGCAGGCUGCGAUUGGACAACUUGAGAAUGCUUCCUCACACCAAUAAUUAAGAUGGCUGCUAUCCUGUAAGAUGGCAACCUAUUUAUACAAUCCCACCCAUCUACCCCUUACUACUCCACUUCCUGUCUCAGGGCCACUUUACCACAUCCCUCUGUACUCUACAAUACCCUCACACUCACAUGUUCCUGUUCUGCUUAGGCCUUGCCUGGCUCCUCAUAGUCUAGUCUGCCUGUGGUUUAUUAAUGUCAGCAGCUUCAGGUUUUACCUACAUACUCAUGAUGCAUCCUAAGGACCUUUGUACCCUAGGUGACUGCCUAGGUUCACCUAAUAGACCAGCUAGACCUGUGUUCGGCAGUCACCAAUGGCUAAUGGCAGUGAUAAAUAUCUUUUAUCUUCAUCUAGGGAAAUAUAGAGUUUCUUAUCUGGUUCUCGUAUGUGACCAAAUAAAAAACAUUUGACUACUAAAAAAAGUAUUAAAAAAAGAUUAAUUAUAGGGAAUUCUCAUAAACAAUGAGUUGGCCUGUGAGUGAUGAUGAGACAUAGUUGAAAAAUAAACAAAAUGAAGACAUAGAUUUUAAACUUGAUCGGCCACUCAUUGUGAAUUGCUUUCCCCCCAGCUUGCGAUUGUGUGGAAUAUCUGACACGGUGUGCACUUCUCUUGCAUCUGGCUUUCGGUGCUGUCUACACCUGGAAGAAGUCAAGUAUGUAUGAAAAGUCAUCAUUGAUUGAGCUCACUGCCACUGAAAAUAUAUCCAGAAUUGUAUACUGUUGAUAUAAUAUAAACAUACUGUUAACGGAGAAUAAUAGUAUCAUGUGCCUGUACUGAGGCAUUAAGUUGAUCCUCAGUAUUAGAUUUUGUGUGGCGUUUGUUAAAGGGACAUUCCACACCCUUAAAACAUCUCAGCUUGCUGUAGUGAUUUCUGUGUGAAGAGCCUUCUUCUUUCUUUCAUUUUACAAAAAUUGCAGAUCUCAAUAGAAAUUGCAGUUUUUAUAAAUUAACAUUGCCCCACAUACCUCCUUGGCUGUCGAUCAGACACUAGUCCCCUUCUUAUCUGUUAGUUUAGCUCAGUGGACCUAAACUCAAAAGGCAGGCUUGUUUAGAGCACUUGCCUUGCACAGACUUCUCACUGAGCUUCAUUGGGCAGUCUGUGAUUGGACAGUCACAGAAAGUCUGGGCGGGGUUAGAAGGGGAGGGCUUGCAAUGGCUUCAGACAAGAGAUCUGCAGCUUUUGCAAGCUGUUUUCAGAUAUACCCCAAUGAAAAAUGCAUAAUUAAAUGCAUGCAUGUUUUAAUUGUGGGUUUAACUACUAAAUAGUUUUUGGGGAGGGUUUUUUGGAAAGUGGAUUGUUCCUUUAAGAUUUAAGACGGUAAGGGAUUAAAAGGGGAGGUAAAGGCUGCAGACAAGAGUCUAAAUAGUUUUAUUUGUUUUGUAUUUGUUGUAUUUGGGCAGUGGAUUGUCCCUUUAGUAAAUUAAGAUGCCAUCAUGCAACUGUAAUGUUUUUUUAUUUUUUAUUUAGUUUAUCAUGGAAUACCAUUGGGGAUGAAGGAGCAUGUGCAUUGGCAUGUGCAUUAAAGCAUAUGAAGAUGCUUAAGAAGAUGGAGUAAGUAACAUCGGCAAAUUUAAACUAUAGAUUAUAAAGUAGGUGCUAUAAAAAUGGUACAUGAAAAAAAUAUUCAUUUGUUCUCUUACAUCCUACAUCCCUUGCACAACAUAUUUAACUAGUAUAAACAUUCAUUACACAGAAGAGGUGUAGAUGCUAUAGAAGUGGUUGCCAUUAUGUCCGUUAAAUGUUUUCCUCUCUGUAUUUCAUUUUAAAGCCUAGGAAAAAACCAAAUACAAGAACGGGGAGCUGAAGCCAUAGCAGAGGAACUCAGUGUCUGUUCCUGGAUAAAAUUAAUCUGGUGAGUGAAAAACACUUCUCAUGUUAUCAUUAUUAUUAGUAAACUCCAUUCAUUCAGCCUUUAUCAAUACAUCUCUAACUUGCUUUGAUGCACCGUAUCAGGGCACUACCUCUCCCCAGUUUAGCCUUUAACCCCUUAAGGACACAUGACAUGUGUGACAUGUCAUGAUUCCAUUUUAUUCCAGAAGUUUGGUCCUUAAGGGGUUAAACAGUAGAAUCAUGAGCAGUUCUUGUCAUGGAUGUGAUGCAGACAGACCAUAAAACAGGAUGGGGGGAGAGUAUCAUGGCUAAAACUACCCAUCGAUCCUAGAAAUGUUAAUGUUUAAACCCUGUGUGUGAUAGCUGGUAAGUUAAGUGUUUUUAAUUGGACAGAGGACUGUAUCAAUACAUAACCAAUUCAAUGAGAUUAAAUGGUUAUAGUGCCUACAGUAGUGAUGGCGAACCUUUUUUGAGCCCUAACUGCUGUUGACAUCAUUAGUGCCCAAUCUGCGGUUCAAAACCAUCUUUUCUCUAAGUGCUAAAUUAGAAAUUACUCAAAUAAUUCCCUUCUGCCAGUUAGUGCCCCAUUCAUUCACUGUCCUGUUUUCCCAGAUAGUGCCCUGCUGAGUGUUUAUUCACAUUGACUUCCCCUUCUCCCAGUCAGUUCCCUGAGCAUAUUAAUGCCCUUUCUCCAGUCAGUGCCUUGAUGUAAGGUUACCUGUUUAUGGUUGCAGCUUUUCUCCUAACUUGCAUCAUUCCUCUUCUCAUCCUGACGCUGCACGUCUUUCUUGCAUCAUUAUUGAUGCCGGGCGUCCUUUUUGUGCCCGACACCAUGUCAAACUGUGGAGUCAUUUUUGAUCCCGAAACCACCAUAUACGCAUCCAUUUAUAGGGAUCCAGUAAUGUGUCAUUUUAAUGAUGCUGAACAUCCAUUGACUAUUCUGAUUUCUGGUACCCAUAAUCUGGCUCUGUUAUCUCGUUUGUCUGAUCUCGAGUUUACAUUGACUUUGGCUUGUUUGACGUUAUUUUAUUUCUCUGUUUAAUGUAAAAGGGAUACUCUAAGUACCAAAACAACUUUAACUUAAUGAAGCAGUUUGGGUGUAUAGAUUAUGCCACUGGAGUCUCACUGCUCAAUUCUCUGCCACUUAGGAGUUAAAUCACUGUUGAUUCAGUUUAUGCAGCCCUAGCCACACCUCCCCUGACUGUGACUCACACAGGUUGCAUGAAAAAAAAUGGUUUCAUUUUCAAUCAGAUAUUGACUUACUUUAGAAGGUGCUAUCUCCUGCUCUGUAAAUUGAAAUUUAAUCACACACAGGAAGCUGCUGUUGGCCAUUAACAGAGCAGGAUAUAAUAGAUUCUAAAUGAAACAGACUGUGCAGUAAAGGAAGUUUAAAUGUUAGAUCUCACUUUACAUGAAAUGUGUAGGGAGGCUGUGUAAGUCACAAUCAGGUGAUAUGUAACUAGGGCUGUAUAAACAAAGUGAUUUAACUCCUAAAUGGCAGAGAAUUGAGCAGCGAGACUGCAAGGGCAUGAUCUAUACACCAAAACCCCUCCAUUAAGCUAAUGGUGCUUUAAGCCAUCUCUAAGGACCAGUUAUUUGUUCCUUUUCUUGAUUUAGCCAGGGUGGAUUCAUACUCUGCAUAUUAGCGUUAGAAUCUGUGACACCUGACCAUUCACUGCUACUUCUCCCAUUCACUCCAUCCCAUUAACUGCCCUGAGUAGUCACUCACAUUUACUACCUCUACUUCCAUUAUCCUAGUCAGUAACCUGAGCAUUCACUCACUGCCCCUUCUCCCAUUGCUUACCCUGGUUACCCACCUCCCAUGCCCAGUCUUGUAUUGCCCCUCCUGUUGAUUGGCACAUCCCCUCACUGGCUGCAGCUCUAGCCGGGUGUUACCCGAACACCAGAAGGAUGGAGGCCACAGUAAAGAGGCAUCAUAACAACUCCUGAUGUCUCCAGCAUUUUGGAUAGAAAUUCCCUCGAUUCACUUUAUUACGGUUGUGGCAUUUAAUAACACUCUUGUCUUGUUAUACAAUUGCAUUAUAACUAUUUAUAUCCAUAAAAAUUAAAAAACCCACAUAGCAGCUCAGAGUCAAGAGAAAGUUUAAAUGCACCAUUUUUUAUAUCUUUCAGUUUAUGGAGCAACCAAGUUCCAACAAGCACUGCAGAGAAGCUGAAGGAACCAAGAUUAAACUUUGCUUAACCAAAGCUGAAGUAAAAUGAAUAGUUUUAAAAUUAAGGACAGCUUUGAAUGUGGGAAAGAACUGUAACACAAAGUCAACAAACUAACUAACUUCCUACUUCACUCUGAAACUUCCUUGGCAAGUGACGAGGCAUCGAAUAACAUUUUAUCAGAUGUGGUGACUUCUUAGACAACAGAAGAAUCCAAAUAUCUCAGGACUAAGCAUUUAAGCUCAAAUGUGUCAGCUACGAAAUCAAGAGCAAAAUCAGUCUAGACAGACUACAGCACUUAUCUGUAGUGAAAAUCCAAAUUUUAAAAUUGCCCUUUUCAAGGGAAAGAACUGGUGAUUAACAGCAGAGAAAAUACACAAAAAUAGCCAUGUCUAUCACAAUUUGAUAUGGCACUGAGAUAUGUUGUUUUGUAAGCAGGUCCAUGACCUAGAUGAUGAUUGGCCUAACGUUUAACGCCAAGGGUACAAACGAACACAUCUAAAUUUACAAAUAGGUCACUUUUGGUACACAAUUUUGGUACCUCCAGUAAGUUGAAAAUUUGGAAUGUAAAUAUUCCGAUUAAUGUUUUAGAGUUUGAAAUCAAUUAUAUUGCAUGCUUCGUACAUUUGUGCGACAUAGCACUGAUUGGCUGAAAUUCAGCUACUUCCUUGCUGAUUUUAAUGUGAGCGAUAUGAGGGAAGAUAGCGGGCAGGUGAAAUGCUUUACGGGUGAGAUUUUUGUAAUGUAUAUUGUAAAGUUUGUUUGUGUUAUUUUUUUGUUGUUGCACAUUUUAAUGCACUAUCUGCAUAAUGCAGAAAGAAAAUGGGAGAACAGUUUGACUGUGGGACGUCUCUUUAAGGUGUGAAUGUGAGGGCGCAUGCACACAAUCUAGGUGGCCAUGAUCGCACGAAUUAUAACAGCUGCUGUACAUUAAUAUGCACCCAGAAAAUGAUGGACUGAUGAGGAGUAGCCCAGCCCUAUCUAAAAUAAGUGUAGAAAGUUUGUGUCCAUGCAGAUUUACAUCAAGUAUAGGAACAUCCAUUUAUUAGUGGGAUUAUUAAAGGUUUCCAAAGAAAUAUGCAAAAUACUUAAUAACAUUCACUGUAGGUUAAGGUCAUGUAAAUGACCUCAAAUUAUUAAAGGGACAGUAACCUUGAUAUUCAAUAUAUUGUUAUUUUCAAUGUGGCACAAUACCUUGGACAUACCAAGACUCUAUGCCCAGUGGAGGUCACUCCAAGGUACUUUGAUUACAAGAACGUGGAUUGAGUGAAUUCACCAAGGUAUGUUGACACCUAUUAGUUCUGGAAAUAUAUCUAACCAUAUAGCGGUGCAACAGAGCAGUUAAUUGUUAAGGGGGAUAAGAGGUAUUUCCAACAUUUUCCAAUCACUGCAGUGGGAUCAACAGGAUCUGGUCUCUGCUCAAACAAUAUGAGAGACCGCAGUGGUGUGGUUAUCUUCCAGUGGUUCCCAUUAUAAGCUUCAAGGUGUGGAACAGCCCAGGUUUUGUCAGUAUCCCUACUGGAGCUGAAUUGGGAAAUGCCUUAAUUCUGGGCUGUUGGUGUGCUGUGGGAUCUGGGUUAUGAACCACUCGGUUCAAUCAACCUAGAAUUAUUCAGUAGAUGCUCUUGUCCUGAGUGAUUCAUGUCACAGAAGCAACCCUGUCACUUUGCAGGUUUUGUUUUUAAAUUAAUCUUGUUUAUUCUGUCUAUUUCUCCUUGUUUUUGGUUUAGUUUUUUUUUAAAUUUACCUUAGUUUUUCAGUUAUGCAUUAGAAAAAGUAGAGACUCUCAAGCAAAUGGUUCAAUGCAAUGUUCCUCGUAGAAGAGCAUUGGGAGAUGAUGCGCAUGCGCAGUGAGUGCCGCGCAUGCAUCCAAAUGCUUCUCAUAGGAGAGCUUUCCUAUGAGUUGCAGCAACAUGUGACAGAGUUUCACUUGCUCAUUUUAGAGGAAGCACCUCUAGUGGCAAUCAGCAAGACAGACACUAAAAGUGUGCUUAACCCUGUAAUGUAAACAUUGCCGUUUCAACAAAACCACUAUGUCUUACAUUGCAGGGUGAAAACUGCAGGGCCACUACACCACUACCACUUCAUUGAGAUGAAGUGGUGUGAGUGACUUAAGUGUUCCUCUAAGUUGUUGAUAUAUAACCAUCCCCCUUUAUUUUACAUGAAUUCACAGAAUACUCUGCCAGCUGCAGCUUCAAAGAGGGUUAUGGGCAUUGUAGUUUGAUAGCAGCUGUAGAAUUAUAGUUUGGUAUGUCAGCUGUAGCGACAGGUAGAGGAACAGCUCUUAUUGUUUUGUGAACUAGGAGUAGGGUAGCUCGUAUGCCUGCCAAAUUGUACACAGUAAGGCAAAAAAAAAGAAAACUGGGCGUUUGUUAUAACUAUAAAAAACAAAGUUUAACAAACAAAACUCAACAAUGGAUACUGUCCCUUUAAAAUUGAAAAUACAUUUUACAAUUUAUGAGAUACUUGAAUAUUUUACUACUGAUUUUUUGUUUUAAAAAUAGUGUUAGAGUUGUGCUAAAUGUGUGUUUUUAUGAUGUUUAAUUCUUGAUGUAAUUUAUUUUUAUUUAUGCUACAUGUUCUGCAGUGCAGAAAUGGUUGUCACGUAGGAACAAAACCUAUCUCAUUACGCAUUUAUUUAGCAUGGUUGUUCAAAUCACAAACAAACAAAGUCACCUAGUAAAUCUGCAUGGUACAUGUAAGUUUAGUUUUUUUGUUUUGUUUUUGUUUAAUUCCAUUAACAGGUAGAGGGCACAAAAUAAUUCCCUAUACACAAUGGGAGGAAAACAUAUUGCCAAAUAUGUAUUAAAUGACUUGACUCCAUCCACUCAUUACGUGGCACUCUAUUUAAAUAAAAUUACACUAAAGAAUAAUUAACUGGGAUCCAUGUGCCGUGUAAUUAUGACACGGAUGAGUCAGAGCAAAGAUCUGUGCUAACAUUUGGGCAUCUGAGAAAAAUACCCUGUGGGUUCAUUGUUCCCACCAUGGAUCUAGUAUCUUAUCCCAUUGCUAAAGUCAAUGCUGCUGGCCCUACCAACUGGCAUAAUUAUAAUGGAUGAAGGGUAUUAACAUGACACAAGAAUCCAAAGAGAACUAUGACCUGGCACAGAUUUCUCCCCGUUGGAUUUCCAACAUGCUCUUUUACAGACUAUAUAAAUGUCAUAGAUGGGUGCACUUAUUCUGUAUUACCGUGGAGCAUGUAAACAAGAUCUAUGUCCGCUUUCUGUGAUAAGUCAUAGAUACAAUAUCCCAUUUUCUCUCCCCUGAAAUAUAAUAUGUAAGGUUAUUCACUAAAGUGAGAAGUUAGGGUGAAUUCAAAUUUAAAGGGACACUAUAGUCACCAGAACCACUACAACUUAAUGUAGUGGUUCUGGUGUCUAUAGGCUGUUUCUGCAGGCUUUUCAGAGAAAAGAUAGAGCUGCAUUCAUUCAAUGGAUCUCUGUGAGGAGAUGCUGUUUGGUGAAGGGUUGCGUUGUGCCACGCAUGCGCAAUAGCCUCCCAAAGUUUGAUGAUCUCACCUAUGGAGGUGGAGCCAGCCUCGUAAAAUCACCUUUCCUAUGCAGUGCAAGGGGGCUGAAGACCUAAAUAGUUAGAUUAACACGACAAUGUCAGGAAUACAUGUUUCUAUCCCUGAUAGUAUACUGUUCCUUUAAGGUUGAAAUAGUUUAACUAGAAAAAUUCUCAGUUUUGUUUUCAGGUCGGCUUCUCGAUCUGACCUUAAAUUUGAAAUUCACUUUAAAUUCUAGUAAGUAACCCUGUACAAUAUGGUGUUAAUGUCCCUGAUAGGAUGUGAUAUGAUCAGAACAUCUUAUUGGGAAUCUUGUUUAGCUUGUGGAAAACACAUAACACUUAAAGGACCACUAUAGGCACCCAGACCACUUCAGCUUAAUGAAGUGGUCUGGGUGCCAGGUCCAUCUAGGAUUAACCCUUUUUUUUAUAAACAUAGCAGUUUCAGAGAAACUGCUAUGUUUAUAAUAGGGUUAAUCCAGCCUCUAGUGGCGCUUGCGUGCUUCUCACUGUGAAAAUCAAUGUAAAUGCAUUGUAAAUGCUUUCCUAUGAACUGGCUGAAUGCACCCGCGGCUCCCGCCGCGCAUGCGCAUUCAGCCGAUGAUGUCACUAUGGAGGAGGAGAGGAGGAGGAGAGCUCCCCGCCCGGCGCUGGAGAAAGGUAAGAUUUUAACCCCUUCCUCUCCCCGGAGCCCGGCGGGAGGGGGUCCCUGAGGGUGGGAGCACCCUCAAGGCACUAUAGUGCCAGAAAAACGAGUAUGUCCUUUAACUCUCCUAUACACUAUUUGCUUACGACCAGAGUUGGUCACCAAGCAACACAAAUAAUUAAUUGCCCUGUUUUCUUUUUAUCUACAGAUGUUUGUACAAUUCUGAUUAUGGUGAGAUUUGGUCUUCCUUUUUUUUUACGCAUCCCUUAAAUGUAGGGCUUUUCAUUGUGCAGUGAAUAUAUUACUGUUUUUUUUUAGGGUGGGGAAUGUUUGGCAUCCCUAUAAAAAGCUAAAAUUGCACUGAAUAUUUAAUGUUUCAUUAGUCUAUCCUCAGAGGAUCUUCCAACAUCAGAAAAUUUCAAGGUCUUUUUGUGAAGGUCAAGUGCUAUAUUUGUGAAAUGCCUGUUCUAAUUGUGAAAUGCGUCAGACAGGUGCAGUGUGCUCACUCCUUUUCAUCUGUGAAGACUUAUGUAUGCCAAAUAAUGCUGACAAUAUACCUUAAUUAACCUUAAGAAGAAGUGUCCCUUCAGGGUGUCAGAUCCUGAAAUCUUCAAUGUUGAUGAUCCAUCUUAGAGACUCUAAAAACCUGUAUUGUUGUGUAUAUAUAUAUUUUUUAUACUUGCAAAGUCUUUUGUAAAUAAAUUGAUGAAAAAAACAAUCAUUUUGUG
Pelobates cultripes (western spadefoot toad) is the source of this 36930-nucleotide messenger RNA. The record is from the annotation of a GenBank genome assembly. NCBI's taxonomy places the organism in Eukaryota, Metazoa, Chordata, Amphibia, Anura, Pelobatidae.